Anopheles nili is the source of this 1893-nucleotide messenger RNA. Its product is annotated as 4-pyridoxate dehydrogenase-like. Bases 1 to 1893 code for a protein of 630 amino acids. The transcript is spliced from 3 exons. Gene Ontology annotation, molecular function: oxidoreductase activity, acting on CH-OH group of donors; flavin adenine dinucleotide binding. The record is from RefSeq and is a predicted model, not a curated record. Lineage: Eukaryota; Metazoa; Arthropoda; Insecta; Diptera; Culicidae.
AUGGCUGCGAAGUUGAGACGAUGGAUUGGUAGUACGGUGUUGGUGCUGGUAUUCCUGAUGGGUUGGCUCACCUCGGACGCAUUAGGACAGAGUGCGGGAUCAACCGGAUCCGGUAGUUCCGGGUUCGACAAGUUCAUCAAAUUGCUCAGUCGCACGAAGGCUCGCAAUGCCUCGGAAGACAACGAGAUGCUCGAUUCGUACGAGUACGACUUCGUGAUCGUAGGUGGCGGAACAGCAGGGAUGGUGUUAGCCAGCCGGUUGUCGGAGAAUCGCCAAUGGAAGGUGUUGCUGCUAGAGGCUGGCCAGUACGGUUCAAAGCUGUUCAACAUCCCGAUCGGGUUCCAGUUGGCUGUGCUGUCUGAUGCGUACAAUUGGCGAUUCCUGAGUACGCCGCAAAGCAACGCUUGCUGGGGCACGAUUGGCAGCCAGUGUCCGGUGGACGUCGGUCGUGGUGUCGGCGGAAGUACACUCAUCAACGGGCUCAUCUUCUCUCGAGGAAACCGGGAUGACUACGAUCGUUGGGCAGCCGCUGGAAACGAGGGCUGGUCGUAUGAGGACGUGCUGCCGUACUUCCGUCGAGUGGAGAAAGCCAUCGGUGAGCCGACAGAUGGCACGUACCGAGCAUCAGGUGGACCUGUGCGUGUGGAGCGAUCAGCGUAUCGAUCGGAACAUGCUCGCAUCUACCUCGAGGCAGCACAGGAAGCGGGAUAUCGACUUGUGGACUACAACGGUCGUACGCAGUUCGGUAUUUCGCCUGUACAGGCCACCAUGACCAAGGGACAACGGCUGACCGCAUACAGCGCGUAUCUACAGCCCGUGCAGAAGAGGCGACCUAACCUGAAGGUGUUGACUGGUGCGUCGGUAACACGCAUCCUGAUCGAUCCUGAGACGAAGUUGGCAACUGGAGUGCGAUUCCGCAAGGGCGGCCAGCAGAUUGAUGUGACUGCUCGUAGAGAGGUGUUGUUGGCCGGCGGAGCCAUUCUAUCGCCGCAGCUUCUAAUGCUAUCCGGAGUAGGUCCUCGGGAACACCUGGAAGAGCUCGACAUCCCAGUGAUCGUAGACCUGCCUGUGGGCGAGACGCUCUAUGACCACCUCGGCUUCUCCGGGUUACAGAUUGUGAUGAAUGGCACGGAGUUCUUCGCGCCCGGAGACAUCCCAACACUCGAGAACUUCUACGAAUUCCUGAAGGGCCGAGGAGUACUAACAGUGCCAGCCGCGGUGGAGCUUGUCUCAUACCCGAACCUAACUCUAGCCGGACGUCGGGGUCCUUCGCUUGAGUUAACGAAUCUGAUCAGUUCGUUUGCCGUGGACAAAGGCACCACAGCCAAGCGGAGUGUGCGCAUGCGUGACGACGUGUAUGAGGCGGUGUACCGACCACUCGAGACACAGAACCACUUCACGGUCAUCGUGCAAAACCUGCACCCGGUGUCACGUGGUUCGAUCAAAUUGGCCAGUGCUAGUCCGACGACCGCCCCACUCGUCGACCCAAAUUACCUGGCUGAGGAACUGGACGUGGACGUGGUGCUAGAGGGCAUCCGUGAGACUCAGAGAUUGCUCGAGACGCAAGAGAUGCGCCGGUAUGGAGCCACGGUUUGGACGGCGCCAUUGCCCGGAUGUGCCCAGUAUGAGUCCGAUUCAGACGACUACUGGCGUUGCGCUAUCCGGACUGUGUCGUUCUCGCUGACCCACUUCACGUCCAGCUGCAAAAUGGGACCCCCGGCGGACGUUGAUGCGGUCGUUGGCCCCGACCUGAAGGUGUACGGUGUCGAGAAUUUGCGCGUCGUCGAUGCGAGCAUCAUCCCGGAACCGGUUUCCGCCCAUCCGAUGGCGGCUGUUUACAUGGUCGCGGAGAAGGCGGUCGAUCUGAUCGCGCAGCAGCACGCCUCCGACUGA